UGCUCCUGAGGUCCCGCCCCGGCUCCGGAAGUGCUCCCCAGGGAAAGAUGGCGGCUGUCUCCGUGUGCCAGGCUCCGGUCGGCGGUUUCUCUUUCGAUAACUGCCGCAGAAAUGCUAUCCUUGAAGCUGAGUUUUCAAAAAAGGGCUAUAAACUUCCAACAGCUCGAAAAACAGGCACAACCAUCGCUGGAGUGGUAUACAAGGAUGGCAUAGUUCUUGGGGCAGAUACAAGAGCAACAGAAGGAAUGGUUGUUGCUGACAAGAACUGUUCAAAAAUACAUUUCAUAUCUCCUAAUAUCUAUUGCUGUGGUGCUGGGACUGCAGCAGACACUGACAUGACAACUCAGCUGAUCUCUUCCAACUUGGAGCUCCAUUCCCUUUCUACAGGACGCCUACCCAGAGUUGUUACAGCUAAUCGAAUGCUUAAACAGAUGCUUUUUAGGUAUCAAGGUUACAUUGGUGCAGCCUUGGUUUUAGGGGGAGUAGACGUUACUGGACCUCACCUCUACAGCAUCUAUCCUCAUGGAUCAACUGAUAAAUUGCCUUACGUCACCAUGGGUUCUGGGUCUUUGGCAGCAAUGGCUGUAUUUGAAGAUAAAUUUAAACCAGACAUGGAGGAGGAAGAAGCUAAGAAGCUAGUAAGUGAGGCCAUCUCAGCUGGGAUCUUCAAUGACUUAGGAUCUGGGAGUAACAUAGAUCUCUGUGUUAUCAGCAAGUCCAAGUUGGACUUCCUCCGUCCAUUUGAUAUUCCCAACAAGAAGGGAAGCAGGUUUGGUAGGUACAAGUGUGAGAAAGGGACAACUGCUGUUCUUACUGAGAAAGUCACUUCCCUGGAAAUUGAAGUGCUGGAUGAAACAGUGCAGACUAUGGACACUUCCUAAAAGGGCUUGCUCAUCAGCUCCAUUGAUCAAGAAGGUUUGGGGUUGCCCCUAGGUCACCUCAUGUAAGACAAAUGCAUCACUAAUAAACAAAUGGUAAUUAUGUAGCUAAG
Phascolarctos cinereus (koala) is the source of this 991-nucleotide messenger RNA. RefSeq names its product proteasome 20S subunit beta 7 (gene PSMB7). Lineage: Eukaryota; Metazoa; Chordata; Mammalia; Diprotodontia; Phascolarctidae. The record is from RefSeq and is a predicted model, not a curated record. Gene Ontology annotation, molecular function: threonine-type endopeptidase activity. Gene Ontology annotation, cellular component: proteasome core complex; cytoplasm.